AUGUCUAUUUAUACCAGCUCGACGAAUAACUUCGAACAAAUGCCAGACCGUGGAUAUUAUAGAAAUCUUUGGUGGGAUAAAGGAGAAUUUAACUCAAGGUGGACUGAUAAUGAUGUUAUUAAGUACGAGUUACCAUCAGAGUUUCAUGAAAUUUAUAUUGGCGCGAAAAUGGAUGCUUAUAGGUCCGUUAAAAAGACAAACGCACGGUCUAUUGUCUUGGAUCAACUUGAACUUGUGCUAGCGAUCAAGGAAAAGAAGCCGAUAAUUCAUUUGCCCACAAAAGUCACUCGUAGCUUCACAUGUAGUGAUGACAUGAUUGCCAUUGGUCAGCUAUUGUCGUCAAAGUUGCAUACAUUGAGUCAAUAG
Molecule: messenger RNA, 366 nt
Organism: Acaulospora morrowiae
Lineage: Eukaryota; Fungi; Glomeromycota; Glomeromycetes; Diversisporales; Acaulosporaceae
Source: the annotation of a GenBank genome assembly